Diabrotica virgifera virgifera (western corn rootworm) is the source of this 6728-nucleotide messenger RNA. RefSeq names its product ecdysone 20-monooxygenase (gene shd). Lineage: Eukaryota; Metazoa; Arthropoda; Insecta; Coleoptera; Chrysomelidae. Gene Ontology annotation, molecular function: iron ion binding; oxidoreductase activity, acting on paired donors, with incorporation or reduction of molecular oxygen; monooxygenase activity. Bases 308 to 1786 code for a protein of 492 amino acids. The record is from RefSeq and is a predicted model, not a curated record. The transcript is spliced from 6 exons.
AGCUUCAUUUAUAGUAAUUGUCAAGUUUUACUUCAGUGUUCCGUCCGAGUUACCGGCGUCUGCGUCAAGGUUAAUAACAAAUAAAAAGUCCGAAACGAAAAACACGCGCAACUUUUUUACUUUUUCGAGGAUCGUACGUGGACAUUCUAGAUAAACAAUUUUUCUUCUUCUUUGGCAGUGGUGUUUCGUGUUUCGUUGUAUUGCGGAUCUGAUAAGUUUGUUGUUGUGUCUGGUUUUUUAAAUAUUGAUAAGAAACUUUGAGGUUCUUCGAAGAAGGUUGAUUCCAUAUCAAUCUGGCCACAACGUUAUGAUCGACGAAAUUUUAUACUCAUUCAGCACCCUCAAUUACAUUAUCGUUAUCGUCAUCUUCUUGAUCUUUGGUUCCCGGCCGCCGUGGUGGAGCCGUAAGACCAUAGACUGGCUCAAAAAGGAAGUCCAAGAUAUUCCAGGUCCUCUAUCACUACCAUUCCUAGGUACAAGAUGGGUGUUCAGUUUCGGUGGGUACAGUUUCAACAAAAUCCACGAAUUUUAUGCGGACAUGUAUACGAAAUACGGACCGAUAGUUAAAGAAGAAGCGUUGUUUAAUAUACCUGUGAUAAGUGUCUUUGAAAAGGAAGAUAUAGAAAAAGUAUUAAAGAGUAGUGGGAAGUUUCCGAUUAGGCCACCGACAGAGGCUAUUGCGGAGUACAGAAGGAGUAGACCUGAUAGGUAUGCCAGCACCGGGUUGGUCAAUGAACAAGGUGCAACAUGGUACCAUUUAAGAACCUCAUUAACCACAGAUCUAACUAGUCCAAAAACUAUUUCCGGAUUUUUGCCCCAAGUAGAUGCAAUAUGCGAAGAUUUCUGCAGUUUAAUAAGGCAGCAACGUCAAAAAGAUGACACGAUUAUAGAUUUGGAGGAUGUUGCAGGUAGAAUGGGUUUAGAGACAUCAUGUGCUUUGGUUUUAGGUCGCAGAUUAGGACUUUUGCUACUAGGAGAGGAAUCAGAAUGUGCCAGAAAGUUUGCUGAUGCUAUUCAUAAAAAUUUUAUUGCUAUUAGGGAUACAUACUUUGGCUUACCAAUUUGGAAGUUUUUUACAACACCAGCAUACAAAAGACUUGCUCAAAGUGAAGAUACAAUUUAUAAGCUGGCUUUAGAAUUAAUUCACACUGCAGAUGAAGCUACACACGAAAGUGCCAUUUUUCAGUCGGUUCUCAAGGCUGAUAUUGAUGAGAAAGAAAAAACUGCUGCAAUUGUAGAUUUCAUAGCAGCUGGUAUUCACACACUCAAAAACAGUCUGGUGUUCCUCCUGUAUUUAGUAGCAAAACAUCCUUCUGCUCAACAAAAAAUCUUGGAAGAUUCAUCUAAAGGAUAUUUGAAGGCAUGUGUUACAGAAGCUUUUCGUGUCCUUCCAACAGCCAAUUGCUUGGCUCGAGUAAUUGAGGAUGAUUUGGAAUUAUCUGGUUAUAAAGUUCGCGCAGGUAGCGUUUUGAUAUGUCAAACAGGAAUUGCUUGCAAAAACGAAAAAUAUUUCAGCCACGCAACAGAGUUUAGACCCGAGAGAUGGCUGAAUCAAGAAAAAUCACUAACUACAAGCAAUUCCACAUUUCUUAUGACUCCAUUUGGAGUCGGCCGAAGGAUAUGUCCUGGAAAAAGGUUUAUCGAGCAUGUGCUUCCUAUUAUCUUAGAAAACGUUGUUAAGAAUUUUGAAAUCGAAGUAGUCAGGCCUAUGGAGCUGCAAUUUGAGUUUUUGUUAGCUCCAAAAAGUCCCACGGCUAUGAUUUUUAGAGAUAGAGAUAGAAGUUAGUUUAUGUUAAAUUACUGUUGAUGUAAGCAACGUACGUUUUGUUCAUUUUUUAAUGUUUGCAAAAAGUAAGUUUAUUUUUAUAUAUUUUAUCUCGAAUUUAUGCGUUAAUAAUCAUUAUGCCAAGUUGGAGCUAUUGAGCAAAAAAUAUAUUUAAUGAUCACAAGGAAUACAUUAAAAAAACGAUUCAAAAUAAUAUUACAACCAAAAAGUAUUUGGGAGGAUGUGCGCUAUAAAAUCUAUAGUUCCUGUGAUCUUUUCAUCGUACCCAUCUAGUAAUUAUUCCUUUUUCUUUCCUUUUCCUUUUAGCAUCAUAACCAUGGAUGGGUCUUUGCCUGUCUGGUUACGUCUUUCCAUUUAGAUCUAUCUUAUGGCCUUCUGCUCCAUUGUCUUAUAUUCUGUAACGUUGUCGUUGUAUUUGAUGCUCCAGGUAACAAAAUUCAGCCGAAGACAAAGGUUCUCUUUUUAAAACAUUUAUUUAGAAUUAAAACAUACAAAUAAUAAGAUAAUUAGCCUUAAUGACUACUCGUUAAUUUCGUUAAUAAAAUAUAUUUAUAACCUACGUAUCGAAUAUUAGGUUCGGGUCAAUGUGACGAUAUCUGGUACAUAAAUGGUACUACCGACGAUCGCGUGGAUUACGAACUACAUUUAUUAAUAUGAAACGGACAUAUAAGGAUAGGAUAUCUCGCUCAGCUCGCCAGAGGAAAAAACAUGUAGGGAAAUACGAUCACCGCUCGUAUAAGGAUAAGUAAAAGGAAAAACCGUUAGGAUUCGUUCAACGCACCAAAACGACGGGGAAAAUGGUCGGGAUAACUCACCUCUUAUACCUCGUUGUUGUUUAUUAUUCUUCGAUCAACGCUCCAAGAAUAAUAAUCAACUAGGCUUUUCGUUUCGACUUUUAUAUCGUCCGAGACGGUACAAAAACACGUUUUACUUAAUUCAUUGGCGUACUCUAGACUAUAAAAUUAUAUUAUCGUCACAAUUCCUAGUUUUGAGGUCGUCUUCCACGUCAUACAACCAUUUCGUUCUGGAGCUUCCUUUUUCGUCUUCCAUUGCAAUAUUUUUUUUGCUGUUUUUGCAUCUUCAUUCAAUUCAUUAAUCUCGUCGUUUCUUCUGAUUCCCUAUGUGCCAUCUUCCUCUUGUGCCGGGCCAUAUACUUUUCUCAGUAUCUCUCUCUUUCUCUCCCUCCCUCUCUCGAAUGUGUUGAGUUGGGCUUCAUCUUUUUUUGUCGUUACCCAGGUUUAUUAUUUAUUUUACCUUUUAUUAUUGCUAGAUUUUCCCAAAUUUCCAUAGAUUCUAAUAAGGAUAGCUUAAGGCCUUCUUAGCUUAUGCCUUAGGAAUGCUUAGAAGGUAAAGUGUGUAUGUAGAUUUUUUUAUUAUUGAAAGCCCUUUUGCGUUGUGAUAUACGUUUGUUAAAGGAUCUACCAAUUCGACCGAUGUAAGUUAAUUGGUUCUCACACCUUCAGCAUUAAAUAUAUUUUAUAUAAAUGUACCUAAUUUUAAUAUUAUUAUUGUUUAUAAAAUAAUUUAUUUUUUAAAUUAUGGCAACUUACUUUUGCAACUGAUGAAUUCGACUUUGAUUGGAACUAGGCCAUUUUAUGUAUGUACUAUGGUGAUUACAAUCUGACUGUAAUAAUUUUUAUUAUACAGGGUGUUAGUAAAUAAGUAUGAAAAAUUUUAAGGUCUAAUUCUACAUGAAAAAAUAAUGCCGGUUUGCUCUAUAAACAUAUGUACGCAAAUGCUUCGUUUGCGAGAUACGGGGUGUUGAAAUUUUUAUUUCAAACUGCCAAUUUAUUUAUUGCUCUAAAACCAGUUGAGGUAUGAAAAUAAAAUUUGGUGUGUUUUAGGAGGUAGCUAUUGCGCAUUUUUUGACAUAAAAUUAAGAAUUUUGUAUUCAUCAUUGGCGCGCAUACGGGUAAUAGUCUGAAUUUUUUUAAAGAAAAAUAUAGUACGCCACUGGGAUAUUUCAAAUUAAAAAUUAUUUUUAAAUUCCACGCUUACUUUUUCAUAAGAAACUUUUCUUGCCUUUGUUUCAUAUAAUGCACCGUUUCUAUGCAGAAAAAUAAAACAUCUUGGCGCGUAUUUUUCAUUUCUUAAUACAUCAUCAAGAACUAUCCAAUAUAAUAAUACUAAACUACAACAAUAACAGAAAAUAUUACUAAUAAGAUUUCAACUAGCUGCAAAAAAUGUUUAAAAUGAUCUUCUUUACAGGUAACAGAAGAAUUUUAUAUUCAUCAUUGACGCGCGUACGGGCAAUGGUCUGAAUUUUUUGAAGAAAAAAAUAGUACGCCACUGAGAUAUGUCAAACUAAAAAUUAUUUUUUAAUUCCUCGCUCAAUUUACGACAAAAAAUAUUUCUUACCUUUUUUUCAUACGAGGCACCGUUUUUAUACAAAGAAAUAAAACAUCUUAACACUUACAAAGUAUUUGAGGUAGUUUCCAUAUGCAUAGAAACUUGUUCAAAUACUUUGUAAACGUUAAGAUGUUUUAUUUUUUUACAUAAAAACGGCGCCGCAUAUGAAAAAAGGCAAGAAAGAUUUUUUUGUCGUAAAUUGGACCAGCAAUUCAAAAAUGAUUUUUAAUUUGACAUAUAUCAGUGGCUUAUUAUUUUUCUCUUAAAAAAAUUCAGACCAUUACCCGUAUGCGCCCCAAUGAUGAAUAUAAAAUUCUUCUAUAACCUCUAAAGGAGAACAUUUGUUGUAGCUCUGCACCUAGUUAAAAUCUUAUUAGUAAUAUUUUCUGUUAUUGUUCCAGUUUAGUAUUAUUAUUGGAUAUUUCUUGAUAAUUCAAAAAAUAUUCUUGAUUAUUCUUGAGUAUUCAAAAAAUGAAAAAUACGCGUCAAUAUGUUUUAUUUUUCUGCAUCAAAAAGGUGCACCAUAUGCAAAAAAGGCAAGAAAGGUUUUGAAUCGUAAAUUAGACGUAUAAUUUAAAAAUAAUUUUUAAUUCGAAAUAUCUCAGUGGCGUACUAUUUUUUCUAUAAAAAAAUUCAGACCAUUACCCGUAGGCGCGCCAAUGAUGAAUACAAAAUACUUCGUUGUAUGUCAAAAAAUGCGUAAUAACUGUCUCCUAAAACUCACCAAAUUUCAUUUUCAUAGCUCAACUGGUCUUAGAGCAAUAAAUAAAUUGGCAGUUUGAAAUAAAAAUUUCAACACCCCGUAUCUCGGAAACUAAGCAUUUGCGGACAUAUGUUUAUAAAGCAAACCUGCAUUAAUUUUGCAUGUAGAAUUAGCCCUUAAAAUUUUUCAUACUUAUUUACUAACACCCUGUAUAAAGGUUCUACAAAAUUCAUUAUAAACAAAUAUUUCAUAAAAAAAAUAAUUUAAGAAGAAUUCAAAAUUUUUUUACUACAAUUUGUAUUUUAUCCUUUAUGUUUUGUUGUCAACAAUGUGUUAUGCAUACUUUUAAUGUAAUUUUUUAUAGUAGUAAAAUAAUACACAUCUCCAAGAAAUUAACGCACCACCUUAAAAAUAGGUCAUUUUUAAUGUCUCGAAUUUCCUAAACCAGUUGUCCGAUUUAAGUGAUCUUUUAAUAUGUUAUAGCCUUAUUCCUUAACAAUAUGGCUGUAAUAAUAUUGUUGCUAGACAGGUAAAUUGUUAUUGUAUAUCGAGUGUACUAAUCAAACUCUGUUUUUUUCUCAAAAUUCGCAUCACCCUGUAAAAUAUUCUAGCAUUUUUAAAAUACUAAAAUUAAAACCCAGCUAUAGCUUCAGGUUUUCUUAACAUUCUAUUUUUGAUUCAUUCGCUUAUGUUGGAUAAUAAAAAGUUAGGUACUUUAACAACUAGCCAUGUUCUUCAUCAAUACAGGGUGUUUCUAAAUAAGUGCGACAAACGUUAAGGGGUAAUUCUGCAUGAAAAAAAUAAUGAAAGUUUGCUUUAUAAACGUAUAUCCGCAAAUUCUUCGUUUUCGAGAUUGGAGAUGUUGAACUUUUUCUUACAAACUGACGAUUUAUUUAUUGCUCUAAAACCGGUUGAGAUAUGCAAAUGAAAUUUGGUGUGUUUUAAGAGGUAGUUAUUGUGCAUUUUUUGACAUACAAUUAGGAAUUUUAUGUUCACCAUUGGCGCACAUAAGGGUCAUAUUACCCGUAUGCGCACCAAUGGUUAAUAUUAAAUUCCUAAUUUUAUAUAAAAAAUGCGCAAUAACUACCUCUUAUAACCCAUCAAAUUUUUUUUGCAUAUCUUAACCGGUUUUAGAGUAAUAAAUAAAUCCUCAGUUUGUAAGAAAGAUUUCAACACCCCCUUUCUCGGAAAAGAAGCAUUUGUGGAAAUACGUUUAUAAAGCAAACUGUCAUUAUUUUGGCAUGCAGAAUUACCCUUUAAAGUUUGCCAUACUUAUUUAAAAACACCCUGUAUUGACGAAAAACAGGGCUAGUUGUUAAAGUACCUAACUUUUUUUAUUAUCAAACAUAAGCAAAUGAAUCCAAAACCAGAAUGUAGAGAAAACCUAAGGCUAUAGUUGGGUUUUAAUUUCAGUAUUUUGUAAAUGCUAAAAAUCACAGUUUGAUUGGUACACCUAGUAUACAAUGACAAUUUACCUGUUUAGCAACAAUAUUAUUAUAGGGAUAUUGUUAAAGAAAAGGGCUAUAACAUAUUAAAAAAAUCACUUAAAUCGGACAAUAGGUUUAAGAGAUUAAGGUGCUGCGUUAAUUUCUUGGAGAAGUGUAUUUUACAUAUUUUAAAUGUAAUAUCUCAAAUGUAAUUAUACGCUUGAUUUUAUUAUGGUCUUUUUUAGGUCUUAAGUCAAUUCUGUAUACCUAAAAAAUAUAUUGAAUUUUGUAAAACACUUAUUGUGAUAGUAGUGAAAUAUUUGUAGAGUACAAAAUCGAGCUUCAAUAUAUUGGGUUCUAUUGUAGGCUGUGUAUAGUCAGAAUGUAGUAUUCGUACAAAUUAUAUUAUAGUUAGCACACUGUACAUAAUUUUUAUUAAAAAUAUUAAAUGUUCUUUAUAUAA